AUGCCGCUGGAAAAGCUUCAGGAAUUUUUCAAUCAUCCGGCAGGUCCUAGAACUAUAUUCUUCUGGGCUCCACUCUUCAAAUGGGGCCUGGUAAUUGCCGGCUUGAGCGAUAUGUCUCGUCCAGCCCACCAGAUAUCGACAUUUCAAUCAGGAUCAUUGGCUCUGACUGGUUUUGUAUGGGCACGAUAUUCUUUAGUGAUCACUCCCAGGAAUUAUUCGUUGUUUGCCGUUAAUAUGCUGGUUGGGAUUACACAAGGAAUUCAAUUCUCCAGAGCGAUGUCUUACCAUCCACCAACUAAUAAUAUUUAG
This is a messenger RNA of Ctenocephalides felis (cat flea), 309 nucleotides long. Its product is annotated as mitochondrial pyruvate carrier 2-like. The record is from RefSeq and is a predicted model, not a curated record. Lineage: Eukaryota; Metazoa; Arthropoda; Insecta; Siphonaptera; Pulicidae. Gene Ontology annotation, cellular component: mitochondrial inner membrane. Bases 1 to 309 code for a protein of 102 amino acids. Gene Ontology annotation, molecular function: pyruvate transmembrane transporter activity. Gene Ontology annotation, biological process: pyruvate import into mitochondria. The transcript has 3 exons.